Molecule: messenger RNA, 1128 nt
Organism: Archocentrus centrarchus (flier cichlid)
Lineage: Eukaryota; Metazoa; Chordata; Actinopteri; Cichliformes; Cichlidae
Product: V-type proton ATPase subunit S1-like
Exons: 8
Coding region: 47-994 (315 amino acids)
Cellular component (GO): proton-transporting V-type ATPase complex
Molecular function (GO): ATPase activator activity
Source: RefSeq, a predicted model, not a curated record
AGGGACAGAGAUCGCAUGCUGGAAUCAGACUCUGGCCGCCACAGCGAUGGCUUCGCUGCGGAGACGCUGCUGCAUCCUCCUGCUCUUCCUCCAUCUGCGGUGGUCUGCCUGCCUCCACCAAGGACCUGCAGACAGCGCUGCCGUUUCUCAGGAACACGAGAAUGGGAGCAGUGACAGGAUGAGGACAGAGGAAGGUUUGGGACCUGCUGGAGGACGACUGCAGUCUUCAGACGCGUCACGGAGGAAGCUGCUUCAGACAGCGGGAGCCGCAGCGUCCCUCCGCCCUCUGAAGGUGUUCUCCAACGGGCAGCCGUGCAUCUUGUUCCAGGCCAGGAAACUGUCUCUCCGCUAUGACAAGCAGAAACACCUGGACCUCACAGAGCGAGCCUUUUCUCCUCAGAAACCUGUCGACACCAGCCAGUCCGUCUGCCGCCAGGACACAGCCACGUUGGUCAUGAGGUUUGGAGAUGUGGAGGAUUUGAGAGGCCUGUCCAUCAGACUGCAGCUGUCCAACACCUUUUACGAGUCCUCGGGGCAGUCGUGGUUCUCGGUGGACAGCGUCUCGCUGCUCUACAACAGUUCUGAAGAAGCUGCGUUCAACGCCAGCGAGGUGUACGCUCCAUCCUCCUCCUCCUACCGCUGCAUCCACGUCAGCAGCCUGGAGCGGUACAGUGCCCUGCUGCUACCCGGCACUGACCACGCCCGCCGCUGGUCCAUCACCUUCACCGACUUCCAGAUUCAGGCCUUCAGCGUCACCUCGGGAAAGUUUUCCCCGGCGAGCGACUGCACCACCUUCCUGACGCCGGCCAUCCUGAUGGGCCUCAUCACCUCCCUCAUCCUGCUGCUGGUGCUGGCCUACGCCCUGCACAUGGUCAUCCACCUGAAACAUAUCGAGCAUGACGAGGAGCACAAGGCCGACGUCUACUUCCCACAAAACCCCGAACAGCUGGAAGAGUACUGCGUGGAAAACCUCACUGAGAAAAACCUGAUGUAGGCACGAAGGUGGUGCACAGACUUUUAGCUGAUCCGGCACGAAGCCUCUGGGACGAUCCACUCUCAGCUCAGGAUUCACAUUUUUCUAAACUUUUGUAAUUUACCCAUGAAAGGAUUUCUGUUUUUAUCUUAAUA